Messenger RNA from Onychomys torridus (southern grasshopper mouse), 1808 nucleotides. RefSeq names its product MSS51 mitochondrial translational activator (gene Mss51). Lineage: Eukaryota; Metazoa; Chordata; Mammalia; Rodentia; Cricetidae. The coding region runs from base 294 to 1712 and encodes 472 amino acids. The record is from RefSeq and is a predicted model, not a curated record. The transcript is spliced from 7 exons.
AGUCUUGAGCCCUCCUGGCAGAGAAUAAAGAUCAGAAAGAGAACUCAAGCAGGUGUCCUGGUCCUGACUUGCCUCGUUAGGGAGAAUUCAGCUUUGUCUGUCUGGUUGGCAGGGCACACUUAAGUAACUGAGACCCAGCAUUUCAGCAGUUUGCAGACAAAGUAAUAUGAGGGAACAGAUGCAAGUGAGACCCAGCCUAGAGCUGAAGAGGUCAAGCGUUCACUUCACUUGGAGGAAAGAGAAGGAAGCAAGCCUAGGGCUUAGCAGGCAACUGAUCCCCAAGUUCUUUGGACAUGGCUCCACGUUCACAGCGGCGAAAGCACAAGAAACCCCCACCAGUGACUCCUAUGGUUGUAAUCCCACCCACAGAAGUGUCUCCAGAACCCCCAACCUUCUCAAAACCUGACCCUAGCAUUGACGCACUUGGCUUUACUUCCUUGGACAAUAAUGUACCAGGUCUGUCCCAGUUGAUCCUUCAAAAGCUGAACAUGAAGAGCUACGAGGAAUAUAAGUUGGUGGUAGACGGGGGAACCCCAGUAUCCAGCUUUGGAUUUCGGUGUCCACAAGAAAUGUUCCAGAGGAUGGAGGACACGUUCCGAUUCUGUGCUUCCUGUAAAGCACUCCCUUUUGACCUUUCAGACCACAAGGUUCUCCGACACUGUAAGAGAUGCAGAAAUGUCUAUUACUGUGAUACAGAGUGUCAGAGGUCAGAUUGGCCAGCACAUAGGAAGGUUUGUCAAGUGCUCCGUCUUGUGGCUGUGGAUCGCGUCAUGGAAUGGCUUCUGGUUACAGGUGAUUUUGUCCUGCCCUCAGGACCUUGGCCAUGGCCGGCGGAAGAGAUACAGGAUUGGGAUGCCUGGUUUUCUAUGAGGGGUUUACAGCUAGAGGCUACACUGAAUGCUGUUGUAGAUAGCCAUGCUAUGACCAUGCUUUGGGCCAAUCUAGGAAGGCCACGACCAGAACCAGAUGUUCUGCACAGCUCUUUGAAGCGGUUGAUGACAGAUGUUUUAUCACGGCCUUUGACCCUGGGCCUAGGGCUUCGGACUCUGGCCACAGAUGUUGGGAAGACUGGCGGAAGCACAUUGCAUGUAGUUGGUGCUUCCCAUGUGGAGACGUUUCUCAUUCGUUCUGGAGAUUAUGAUGAGCUUGGCUACAUGUUUCCUGAGCACCUUGGCCUCCAUGUAAUCAUGGUGGGUGUGGAUGUGGGCACUAACCUUUUACAGAGUUCUUCGCCUAUGCCCCUGGAGCCUGGAACAAUUCAGCUUAGUGGCUACAAGGCUCUGUAUCAUGACUUCUGGGAAGAGCAGAUAGAGACUAGGAAUCUAGCCCAUCCAGAUUUGGUGGCUGCAUUCCAUCCAGGUUUCCAUGCCUCCCCAGUCUUGAUGGAAGCUUGGCUCCCUACCCUGCUGCUACUUCGUGACUAUGCGAUCCCAACAUUGAUUACUGUUUACAGCCAACAGGAAUUGGAAGCCUCUUUGCAGAUUUUGGUGAACUUGGAUACACACAUCAUUGCUUGUGGAGCUAAUCCUUUCACAUCCCUCAAACCUGAACAGGUCUAUUCUAACCCCAAUAAGCAGCCAGUAUACAGCAGUGCCUACUACAUCAUGUUUCUUGGAAGUUCCUCCUGCCAACUAGAUAAGAAGCAAUUACAAGAAAAAGCAGAUGAUUUUUCAACAUUUGAACCAAAUCCUACCCGAAUACCUGGAAAAUAGAAGCUUAAUCAAAUCACCCUGUUGAUGUCCAGUUGUUGCCAGCUUUGAAACCUACUGAAUUUUAUUCAUAGUCCAAGAAAAGAUUCUAAACCAAUG